AUUACCCGUUAACAACAAUAACAAAUUAAUAACAAGCGCUAUACCAGGCUGCCGAAAUCUUAAGUGACCAACUUGAGUUUUGAAGAGAGCCUAGUGAUUUGUGCGUUGCGAGUUCAUCGUAAUCGCAGUAAUAUUUAAUUAUCGAUUAAUAUUAGACAGUAAAAAGUGAAUAAUUGUAUGCGCCUUUUGUGACAUUUUGUAGUAAUAUUAUCUGUGUGACGUACGGGUACGUAGUGUUCAGAUUAUAUCACCAACCAUAGCAACUAUAAGUUACAUCAGUUGUCAAUAAUGGCAAAUAACCAAGAAGCAAUGCAAGUAUGUUCUUUGCCUUUACCACCUGUGCAAUACUUCCAAAAUUAUUCAGAUGAAAACAUUAGGCGAGGUCGUGCUUCUAAACCCCCACCAAUAAUUCAAGAAACAUACACAAUGUUUGGAAACCCAUACAAUGCUGAAGAUAGUAUAAUAAGACCUUUAGAAAGUCAGGGUUUUAAACGCCUUUACCCUCAACAUUUUGAUAGACGGCGGGAAUUACGUAAACUUAACCAUUCAUUAUUGGUAAAUUUUCUUGACUUACUGGAUCUGCUAAUCCAAUGUCCUGACUCUCCAAGACGAGCUGAAAAAGUUGAUGACAUAAGUCUACUGUUUAUACACAUACACCAUUUAUUAAACGAGUUUCGUCCUCACCAAGCACGAGAAACCGUUCGUGUCAUGCUAGACUUGCAGAGGAGACAGAGAAAUGAAACCACAAUUCGAUUGCAAAAGCACAUAGAUAAAGUUAGUGAUAUUUUACAACAAACAUUAGAAAACUUGCCAGACACUGACCUUGAUUCUAAGUUAAUGGUGGACACAUCUAAGAUUGAUCGUUUAGAACAGAAAAAUGCAGAUGAACCUAGAGUUGACAAAUGUGUACCUAAAGAUAAAUUGAUGUGUCAUCUUAUUGAUACAAUGAAUACCAAUUAAAAAUUAAGACAGUUU
Molecule: messenger RNA, 975 nt
Organism: Rhopalosiphum maidis (corn leaf aphid)
Lineage: Eukaryota; Metazoa; Arthropoda; Insecta; Hemiptera; Aphididae
Gene: MED7
Product: mediator of RNA polymerase II transcription subunit 7
Exons: 4
Coding region: 289-960 (223 amino acids)
Biological process (GO): regulation of transcription by RNA polymerase II
Cellular component (GO): mediator complex; core mediator complex
Molecular function (GO): transcription coregulator activity
Source: RefSeq, a predicted model, not a curated record